Messenger RNA from Aureobasidium vineae, 1242 nucleotides. Lineage: Eukaryota; Fungi; Ascomycota; Dothideomycetes; Dothideales; Saccotheciaceae. The record is from the annotation of a GenBank genome assembly.
AUGGCGAGCAACGGCGGAGUCAAGCAGAGGAGUGGAAAUGGAGUAUUGGACGAGAAGGCCCUGUUGCAAAGGCAGGUUGAUGGUCUUGCAACUGAUCGAUCAUCAUCAGGCAGUGCGCAGACGACGAAGAAUCUCAUAAUCUGCGUGGGAGGAAUCUACGCAUCUNUUAUCAGUCUCACAUGGGGAGUUCUUCAAGAACGCAUCACAACGACACAAUACGGCAGCUCAUUGGCCCCGGAGAAGUUCAAUUCUCCUGUCUUCAUCAACACGGUCCAAUCGACUUUUGCAGCACUGCUGGGAUAUCUCUACGUGCUAUUCACACGCAAGCAGUCGAAUGAUCUUCCCAUCUUCCCUAGCCGCAGCAUCGUCUUCCCUAUGUUCCUGGUAGCCAUCACAUCUUCUCUGGCUUCUCCAUUCGGUUAUGCAUCGCUGAAGCACGUCGAUUACAUUACCUUCAUCCUGGCCAAGUCGUGCAAGCUUCUCCCGGUCAUGGCUCUGCAUGUCACUCUCUUCCGUCGCAAGUACCCUCUCUACAAGUACUGCGUUGUGGCACUCGUCACGGCUGGUGUAGCAGUCUUUACUCUGCACCACCCUACUUCAUCCAAGAAGAAGGGAGCAGACGGUAGCAGCGCAUGGGGACUGUUGCUUCUUGGUAUCAACUUGCUUUUCGAUGGUCUCACCAACUCGACUCAGGACCACAUUUACAAGUCGUACAGACCGUACACUGGACAGCAAAUGAUGUGUGCGCUCAACUCUAUCAGCACUCUUUUGACUUCGGUAUAUCUAUUGAUUUCUCCUUACAUCGCCACCACACCUGUUGGAGCAUAUCUCGGCAUGAGUGCCGCUUCUGGAGGAGAAUUGGAGUACGCUAUUAAUUUCAUCAGAAGAUACCCGAGUGUCGGUUGGGAUAUUUUUGCAUUUGCUGCCUGCGGUGCUUUGGGUCAAAUGUUCAUCUGUAAGUUGUUUUACUCUCUCUGCAUGAGAGACAUUUCGGAGCUGACCAGCAUGCCAGUCUACACUCUUUCGACCUUUGGGUCGCUCCUCUUGGUUACCGUUACAGUGACCAGAAAGAUGCUUACCAUGAUUUUGUCGGUCGUCUGGUUCGGUCAUCGCCUUAGCCCAAUGCAGUGGGUCGGUGUUGGCUUGGUAUUCGGAGGUGUCUUUGUCGAGGCACAGCUCUCUAAGCAAGAGAAGCUCGCCAAGGACCGCGCAAAGAAGGAGGAGGUGAAGAAGUCUUCUUGA